Dentiscutata erythropus is the source of this 1194-nucleotide messenger RNA. Lineage: Eukaryota; Fungi; Glomeromycota; Glomeromycetes; Diversisporales; Gigasporaceae. The record is from the annotation of a GenBank genome assembly.
AUGUAUUUAACCACCACGCUUGCGUCUCUACCCGCUACUUCUUCGAAUUUCUCUUCAUUACAAACCAUAAAUUUACAGCGAAAACCGUUACCGCCUCUACCAAAUAAUUUACAACAAACUGAUCAAUUUUCUUCUCAAAAAUCUACUUCAAUGCAAUUUUAUUCUCAAAACAAUGUUACUACAACAACUACUACUACAUCAACGACAAUAAUACAUGAUUCUUCGUCGUUAGAACAGGCCCUUCCAGAACGCGUUUCGGAUUUCGCAGCUCAUAUGACUUGUUUCUUGUGGUUUGGUGAUUAUAUCAUGGAUUCUUCUUCGAUAAUACCUCCCCCAGGUGGGAAUGGUCAUAGAAGGUUUCCUGAUUUUAAACCUAGAGACGCGUUCAAGAAAUUUUGUCGUGAUGUUAUUUCGGCCACUCAAGUCUCGCGAUCGGUCAUUCACUUAUCGUUAUUAUAUAUUCAUAGAAUGAAGAUAAAUAAUCCUGCGAUUAAAGGUCAAAAUGGUUCUGAAUAUAGAACUUUUACUGUGGCUUUAAUGUUGGCAAAUAAAUUUUUGGACGACAAUACUUAUACCAAUAAAACAUGGUCUGAAGUAACUAAUAUACCUGUAUCUGAGAUAAAUACUAUGGAAAUGGAAUUUUUGGGUUCUUUGAAUUAUCAAUUAUAUGUUUCAGAGAAACAAUAUUUUGAUUGGGUUCAAAAUUUAUCUAAUUACUUUCGAAUUGGUGAAAAUAACCUUCAUGACGAUGAUAAUUCUUCUCCUGAUGCCGAGCAAGCUUUUGUAGAUGGAAUGAUGGUUUCACCUCCAAAAAGAGCUAAUGUUUAUCCUGUAUAUUCAGUUCAACCAUCUCAACAACAAUCUCAACAAGUUUAUGCUCAAACUAUAGCAUAUCCGACUCCUCCAUCCAGUGCUUCAAGUUCUCGACGAGUUUCCGCCUAUUACAAUAUACCGACAACUUCUUCAAAUUCUUCUAACAUGGUAUAUUCCAGUCAUUCAUCGCAACAAUCAUAUGAAGUUAGACAAACUUAUACCAAUGUUACUGUUAGAAAUACUCAACCUCAAUAUACCGUUAUGGAUCCAGUUGGUGUGUUCUAUGCAACAAGGCGUGUUCAAUCUAAUCUUAUCAAUGCUCGGUCUGCUUCUUCAGGUUUCCCGGUAAAUAAUAUAUCAUUUACAACAACCGUAGUAUGA